AUGCGCCUGCACCUGCACCAGCAGCAGCACCAGCAGCACAACCAGCACCACCAGCACCAGCAGCAGCACCAGCAGCAGCACCAGCACCACCACCAGCAGCAGCACCAGCACCAGCAGCACCAGCAGCAGCAGCAGCAGCAGCAGCAGCAGCAGCAGCAUUUUGUGUUUAUGUGUAUCAGGUGCGGUCACUGCCGCAAGCUGGAGCCUACCCUGAAGCGAGUUGCUGCUGCAGUGAAGCAGCAAAGUGACCUUGUCUUAGGCAAAAUAGAUGCAACCAGAAAUGAAAUAGAAGGAAUCAAUCUAUCUGGUUAG
Molecule: messenger RNA, 312 nt
Organism: Eimeria mitis
Lineage: Eukaryota; Apicomplexa; Conoidasida; Eucoccidiorida; Eimeriidae
Exons: 1
Coding region: 1-312 (103 amino acids)
Source: RefSeq, a predicted model, not a curated record